Molecule: messenger RNA, 10312 nt
Organism: Sander lucioperca (pikeperch)
Lineage: Eukaryota; Metazoa; Chordata; Actinopteri; Perciformes; Percidae
Product: trinucleotide repeat-containing gene 6A protein
Exons: 27
Coding region: 663-6329 (1888 amino acids)
Biological process (GO): miRNA-mediated post-transcriptional gene silencing; positive regulation of nuclear-transcribed mRNA poly(A) tail shortening
Cellular component (GO): P-body; nucleoplasm
Molecular function (GO): nucleic acid binding
Source: RefSeq, a predicted model, not a curated record
GAGAGAGAGAGAGAGAGUGAGUGAGAGAGAGAGGAGGGGAGGGGAAAACAGAGCUCAAGCAAAAGAAGGUUAGGCAGCAGCGAGUUAGGAAAAUGGCGAUCAUGCAGGACAAAUGCCUCCCCUCGUAGAUGCUGCAAACGCGUUGAAAUUAUUUUAGCCUUACUGCCGGCUUUCCUUUCCACUCUGUUGCACUUUAUACUUCAAUGAGAGAUUCGGAAUUGAAAGCUGUUGCCACCAAAGAAGCUGAAGCAUCGAAACAGGGAACAUACCCAUAGAGGGAAGAACAGUGGAUGGAAGAGAGAGAAAGACGGAGAGUGUGACGAGGACAGAGGAUAAGAAGAUACAGCACUGGUCAAAAGUGCCAGAGCAUACCAAGUCAAGGCAGUCUUAAAUCUAAACCACAUCUCUUCCCCCUCCCCACAUACACACACAAACGCACACACAUACAGUCCUCAGCAAUGCCAAGGGGGCCUGAUCAGCCUGCUGCCCGCUCUGACAAGCCCUGCCUCUUCACCUCACACCCUUGAGCCUGUGCCCGCUGAGCUUUGACUUUUGACCUCCCCUUUGUCGACCUGGGAACCAGAGGUCACUUGUUCUCCACUCAACCCAGGGACGCCCUCCUGCCCAAACAGGAGCUGCAGCCACGUGCCCCACUCACAGGCAUGGCUCCCAUUCGGGAUUCCGUCAGCCACUCCCCUAAUCAAACAGGUCUGGAGCAUCCUGGCUUAGACUCCCAGUAUGAGCCUUCCCCCUGGUCCUCUGGCUCUCCCUGCAGCAGUGACGGCAACAGUAACUGGGGCAAAGUCCUAGUAGAAGGAAGCACCGACAAACCCAACCCCCCUUCUUCAACUAACUCUUCUGUCUGGCCUCCCUCCUCUUCUUCAUUCUCUUGCUCCUCGUCUUCUUCCUCUUCUGGCUGUGGGUCAGGAUCAGACCCUGAGUUGGCAUCAGAAUGCAUGGACGCAGACUCUAGCUCCUCAAUCGGCUCAGAGAAGAACCUCGCCGCUGUGACAACAGUGAUGAUGAUGUCAGCAAAUGCUUCUUCCUCUGUGUCUUCUACAGCUUCUUCUCCCUCCUCCUCUAUGGUGACUUCUGCCAUGAUUGUCAGCGGUUCAGUGAAUGGAGACAGCAACGGUAACAGUCGUCAGGUAAUUGGUGGAGGGAUGGGAACCAUCAGCGGUGCAAAUAAUGGAAAUAAUAACGUCACCGGGUCCUCCCACUACUCCGUGGCUGGUUCCAGCAGUAUUGGCAGCAAUAACAUGGGUAACCAUAACAACAAGCCCAUCAAUAACGGUAGUGUAUGGGGCAGCAACAUGAUCCCCACCGGUGGAAGCACCCCCUGCAUCAAUGUAGGGUUAAACCCAAACACUUCAAACCCAAAUGCCAACCAUGGUGCCUGGUCGCAGAAUCCAAGCCCAGUGUCCCAGGGCCAACGGCCUCCACAGGCUCAGGGGAUGAGUUCCAAACUGGGUAUAGCUCCCCAACAGGGCCCCAUGCUGGGCUGGGGUGGCAUGGCAGCUCCAAACAGCAGUAUGAUGGAAGACACUGAGGUGAAUAAUGGUACAGCAAGCAGCAAUGUGUUAGAAAGCAGCAACAGUGGAAAUGGUGGCCUACAACCUACCAACCUUAACACUGAAUCCAAUGGACCAAAUAACACUAUUAUGAUGAAUACUACUACUACUACUACUAACGCCACAAUGACCUCUAGUCCACCAAACUCUACCGCCUCACCCCAACUCAGCGGGGAUUGUUCCUGGGGCUCUAUUAGAGGAGGGAAUGGGGGUCCGCUGGCCAAUGGAAACCCCUCAUCAGCCCCCCAGCACCCCCAAGGAGAGCUGGGGGGUUCUGGGACCUUCGGUACGCCUUGGGGCGCAACUACCUACCCUGGAGAUAAGGCCCCCCCGAAUGCAGACACUGUGAACUCUCAAAACCCUGCCUUAAUGCAGGCAGGGAACCCCCAAAUCUCCUCUACUGCUGCUUACAAGAGUAAUAAUAACCACAAUAACACUGGGGCCCCACGCUGGGACCAGGGGCCCGCCAAUAACCCAAACCAGACUCAGAGCAACUUGUCUUGGGGUAUCAGCUCAAAUCAAAUCACAGGCUCUGUAGGCCAAACACCAGGAAAUGGGAACCAAACUACGAUGGGCCCUCCAGCAGGGUUAACUCGCCCCUGGGGGAGCAGCGCGUCGUCUUCUUCCUCGUCCUCAUCGUCCUCUUCCACAUCUAACAACAAGAUGUCAAAUGGAGAAUGGGGAACAACAACUCCUAGUAACAACCAUUCAGAUGCUGGAAGUCAUAAAGGAAACUCUGCCAACAAUGGCUGGAAGAGCCUGGAGGAUGACGCCAUGGGCAUGGGAGGUGGAGGGGGAGGAGGUGGAAGCCAUGGCUUGGGGAGUGUCACUGGAGGCUGGGGUCGCACUGGAGGAAGUGAGGGAAGCGUAGAGAGCUCCGGAGGCCGAUCCAGCUCAGACAGAGACGGCAGCCAGCCAAAAGGGGGAAAUCGUAGAAAAGUCGUCCCUGCUGCAACCAUACUACCAGCUGUGUUGCAGGCCGAUGUGGACCCGAGGGUUCUGUCCAACACUGGAUGGGGACAGACACCCAUACGGCAGAACACCACCUGGGAUGUCAAUUCCCCUGCUAACAAUCGGCUUCAGGUUCCCAAUAGAGACGAAAGAAAGCAAAGCAGCGGAGGCUCCGGAUGGGGCACAGCAACACCGGCAGCUCCCUCCCAGACCUCUGGAGGUUGGGGGGGUGGGCAGGGCAGCUCAGGCCCAGGUACAGGAGGUUCUGGCUGGGGAGAGCGGCCACCCUCUGGGUGGGACAGCAAAGUCCCAGCGAGCGGAGGAGGUGGGCAAAAUGCCUGGAACGAUGGAUCCAGCUACAAGGGGAGCAACAACAACAGCAACACCUGGAGCAAUAACAUUAACAAAGAUGACAGGUCCAAUACGUGGACUAAUGUGCCCAAACCGCAUCAGGGCUGGGGUUCCAAUGGUGGAAAUGGAAGUGAAGGCUGGGGUAAUGGUGGAGAUGGUGCCAGAACAGGGGGCAACAACCACUGGGGGGAGCCCCAAAAAGGUGCCAGCUCAGUGGGCUGGGACAGCGACAGCGACCGGUCAGGCUCUGGAUGUUGGAGUGAGCAAAGCCGAACCAACACCAGCAGCAGCAACACCUGGGUAGGGAGCGGAGGAUCAAAUACUCCAGACCAGAGCACUCCGAACCCAGGCUCCAACUGGGGCGACACAGUCCACAAACCCAAUCCUCAGAGUAACAGCCAGGGCUGGGGUGAGCCAAUGAAGAACAACCACGGAGCCCAGAACUGGGGCGAGCCGAAUCCCAAGCCCUCCAACGAGUGGGGAAAAGGUCCAGAAUCUAACAUGUCCAAAGGCAAUCCAGCCCUUAACAAGCCCACAGGCUGGCUGGGAGGCCCCAUGCCCACUGCAGGUCAGAAAGAGGAAGUAGCAACUGGGUGGGAAGAGCCUUCUCCAGAGUCUGUUCGACGGAGGAUGGAGAUCGAUGAUGGGACAGCAGCUUGGGGAGAUCCUGGUAAAUACAGCGGUGGAUCUGUCAACAUGUGGAACAGGACUGGCCAAUCAGACCAGGAGGCCAUAGGCCCAUCCACUCAGCACCAGUCCCACCCAGCACGCAGCUCGAUGCAUCCCCCUCCUCAGCCUGUGCAGCCUCAUACACAGGACAAAAGCAGCAGUUCUGUUUGGGGUGAGACUUACCCCCAGAAGAAGGAGUCCUCAACCUGGGAACCUACCCCCGCCCCACCUGUGAAAGUGGACAACGGGACGUCUGCCUGGGGGAAGCCCAUGGAAGCCAGCACCACCUGGGAAGAACCCAGCAGGGAUAACAGAGAGUCUGGGCCUGGAUGGGGCAGCCAGCACAAGUCUGCUCCAGGUCCCAAGCCCAUGGAGACAUGGGGUGGUGAGGAGGCGGCCAUGGGCAAUAGCUGGGACCAGGAAGAAGAGGUGGAGAUUGGCAUGUGGAGCAACAGCCAACAGGACAACAGGUCCCACGACCAAAACACCUGGAACUACAAACAUAAAGGCUCCAACAAGAUAACCAAACCAGUCAACAAACAGGAUGAACCCUGGAUGAAACCCUUCAUCAACCAGUUCAACAGCAUGAACUUCUCUCGAGACUCUCCUGACGACUCCAUGAAGACAGGAGCAGGGAUGGUGCAGGACAAGCGUAUGGACAUGGGCAGUAUGGGAGACUAUAAUGGAGUAAUGGGCAAGAACCCAGGCUCUCGACACCAGCUUCACAAGGAGUCUGCCAUGGAUCGCAGCCCUUACUAUGACAAGCUGUCAGUUUCCCCCUCUGCUUACAAUAACCCAGCUUCUGAUGAGCUCUCCUCCAGUCAAAGCAUGAGCUUUCCCCCUUCCAAUUCCGCUCAGCCUAUCCCCUGUCUCGACUCUGGGCUGUCUCCUGCCCACUCUAGUCCUGGGGGCGCUCGACAGAAUGUAAACCCUAUGAUGGGCGGCAGCAGUGUAGCACAGGGCCGAGGCGGCCCCCAGUCCCAGGUCCCCCCCCAACCCAACCUCCGUAACCAAGUGCCUCCACCCAUUCUGCCCUCUCAGGUGCCUCCAUCCCUGUUGAAGUACCCAGGAGGUAACGGAGGUCUGAACCCUCUGUUUGGCCCUCAGCAGGUGGCUGUACUCAACCAACUCUCCCAGCUCAACCAGCUGUCACAGCUUAACCAGAUCAACCAGUUACAGCGUCUUCUCCUCCAGCAGCAGCAGCAACAACAGCAGAAGGCUCAGAGCCAGAGAGCCAUGCCUGUGGGACGACCGACUGAACAGACACGUCCUAUUGGUUCGUCUCCAUCAAUGAUGCCGCUGCCACGGCACCUGGACCCCUCCCUGCUGAAACAUGCCCCACCCCACAAACCGUACCUGGACAACUACUUGUCCCACAAUACCCCUGAGAUGCAGAAGGAUGCUGCUGCUCUCGGAUCCUUCAACUUCCCUUUAAGCUUGAACUCUAACCUGAAUGUACCCCUGGACAUGGGUGGUGGUUGUAGUGGUGGCGGAGCUGUGAGCUACAAAGAGCCGCCCCAGUCCAGACUGAAAAAACUUUGGGCUACUGACCCUCUGGAGCAGAACAGCAAAACUGGUGCUAUGUCGUCUGGGCUGCGUCUGGAAGACUCUCCCUUCUAUGACUUCCUCUCUCCUGGCCCAUCUCCCCUGAGUCCCCCCGGCCAAUCAAUGGGCUCGGUGGGUGAUGGCUGGCCGCCCCGUGCCAACUCCCCCCCGCCCCAUGGAAACACUGUCACCUGGCCCCCAGAGUUCCGGCCCGGGGAGCCUUGGAAAGGUUACCCCAACAUUGACCCUGAGACUGACCCUUAUGUGACCCCCGGCAGUGUCAUCAACAACCUCUCCAUCAACACCGUCCGUGACACAGACCACCUCAGGGACAGGAACAACGGGCCAUCCUCAUCACUAAACACCACGAUGCCUUCUAACAGUGCCUGGUCAUCCAUUCGUGCCUCCAGCCACAGCGGUUCCCUCACCAGUACAGCACAAAGCACUUCAGCCAGACCCAAUGAGUCAAAGUGGUCUCCUGGCGGCGGUUCUGUGUCCAACUCCUCCCUGGCCCAUGAGCUGUGGAAGGUCCCCCUGCCUCCCAAGGCGCUGUCUGUGGCAGCCCCAUCCAGACCACCACCUGGCCUCACCAGCCAGAAGCCCAGUGCUGCCCCAUCCGGUUGGGACAGCUCUGCCCUCAGGCUGGGGGGGUGGGGCUCCUCUGAAUCCAGAUACACACCUGGUUCCAGUUGGAGUGACAGCAGCAGCUCAGGGAGAACCCAAUGGCUUGUUCUGAAAAAUCUCACACCUCAGAUUGACGGCUCUACCCUGAGGACCUUGUGCAUGCAGCACGGCCCUCUGAUCACAUUCCACCUCAACCUGCCACACGGUAACGCCGUGGUAUGCUACAGCUCCAAGGAUGAGGCCACGAAGGCCCAGAAGAGCCUGCACAUGUGUGUUUUGGGGAACACUACUAUUCUGGCUGAGUUUGCCAGCGAGGAGGAAAUCAAUCGUUUCUUUGCACAAGGACAGUCAUUGGCCACUCCCUCCUCUGGCUGGCAGGCCAUUGGCUCCUCUCAGAGCAGAAUGGAUCAGUCUCACCCCUUUCCCAGCCGCGCUCCUGAACCUAACCAGUGGAACAGCAGCGAUCUCCGCAGCUCCUCACUCUGGGGUGGGCCCAACUAUUCCAGUAGCCUGUGGGGGAACCCCAGUGGCACCGAGGCGGGAAGGAUCAGCAGCCCUUCUCCAAUGAGCUCCUUCCUCCCGGUGGAUCACCUGACAGGGGGUGGGGACUCCAUGUGAACCGCCUGCCAAUCAAACAGGUUGGGGGAAGGGUCAGUAGAGAAUUAUCAAUAAUCAGCAGAAGAAAAUGAAAAAAAAAAGUAGUUCUAAACGCAAUGGCACUAGUCGGACUCUUUCUCACUUACAAGAUAUAAAACAAAACGGGGUCUCCCCUGUGGAAAACAAGUUACGUUUCUCUCUGCACAUAUGUCCACUUUGUUUUAGCCCAAAAACAUAUCAGUCGGAAUACUUGAAUCAUGCAGGCCAAUUCUAUAAUGUGAACGGAUGGAUAUUUGCUUCCAGGUAGUGCUCUUUCAGACCGAAAAAAGCUUCAAUCAAGCUCAUUAUUAUAUAUAUAUAUUUUUUUUUGUUUGUUUCAUUCGUCAUGUUUAUUUGAAUUCCAAUUAUUUUCAUUUUUAACGUUUUCUUUUAGUUUUUUUUUUUUUGCAUUUGUUUGCUGACAAUGUUGGAGUAUGAGCUUUUUUAACUUUGCACUGAAUGUGGUUUUUCUCAGUAUAUAUAAUCUGCAAUAUAGAGGGAGCAGCCAGUUUUUCCAGUGUAGCUGUUUACUCAUUGAGGUCCUUACCGUAUGUGUGUAUGCGUGUGCACGCGCACGUAUGUGUGUGGAAGUACUUUGUGUGUGUAUGUGACUGCGUGUGUAAAUGAGUAUGUGUGCGCUCCUCUCUGCCUUGGCACGCCUACCUUACUGCGUUGUCGUGGAGUUCAAGAUCAACAGAUAGUUAAAGAAAAGAAAAAAAGCUGACUUAGGAGGAUUAUCUGGUGAUAGUAAGAGUGACAUUAAAAAGUAUUGCACCAAUUUUGUUUUAAAACUAAAGAACGUUGAGCUCUGCAGUGCAAAGGACUGUAGCCGCAGCUGGGACUAGCAAGCCCCGCCCGCCCUAAUGUAGGGGGCGGGGCCUAUCUAGCAAGCCCUCCCACUAGCCCCCUAGUGGGCAGGGGGGAAACAGCACUUUCAGAAUAGGCUUUCAAUGUUUUGGAGGUGCCACACUGCAACCUCUUGUUUACAAGACUUAGGAGGCGGAACGUGUGUUCAUUCUUCAUUUUAAAGAGAAGAUGGAAUAAAAUAUAAAAUACUCAAAAAAAAAAAAAAAAAAAACUAUAAUAAAAACUUCAAAAAAAAAUGUACAAAACAAAUGAAAAACUACAAAAAAUGUAAACUCUUAUUGAGGAUGAAGACGAUGCUUUGUAACUCUGGGAAUUCGGAUCAGUGUUUUUGGCCAUGGCGUUGGUUAUUUGAACUAUUCCUCUUUGUCUGCUAAAUAACCAGCAAUGGUUCUCAGGAAAUCAAGCCAGUUUUCCCCCCCUUGUAGGUGAAUUAAAAAAAACUACUACUCCUUGUAGGAAAGGAAAAUCCAACUUCUAGCACUGAAAACUAUGUAUAGGUCUGUAAGUUUUAUUUUCUCUGCCAAAUAACUGCUUUAAGCUGGAGAAGCUCAACACACUGCUUUCAAUAUGCUGUUUUUUGAGGGACGGGGGACGGGGGGUCCUAAUGUGGGGGGGUGGAGGACGGGCUGUAGAAAUCCCAACGCUCCCUCUCUCCUCCUCUUCCUCCACUCCACUGAAAAGUGGGGAGUGUUUAUUGUGUGAGUGUGUGACUGUCAGUUGAAAACGUUCUGUCUUGUCAGACUUAUAAACCAAGAGAAAGGCAAAUCUGUAUCUAUGCAUACUGUAGCCUCUCACAUGCCUACUGAGAGGCGUUUUUUUUUUCCUUCAUUUUUUUCUUUUUCCCCGUGUCUCACAAAAUGUUUUAAAUGUUUCAUUAAGUACAACAAAAUGCGAACUAUAACUUGUUUUUUUUUUUUUUAAUCGCUCUCAUUGCCACAAAUGGUGUUUUGAAAAAAAGGAAAGAAAAACUUUAAAAAUCUUUUCGUUUUGGUUGAAGAUAAUAUUUUAACAGUGCAAAAGUCGUCCACAUUUCAUUGCCUUGAUCCUAAUUGUGUCCGAAGAUGCAACAACAAGUCAAGUGGCUUCUACCUGUUUACAAAUAGAAUAUGAUUGUAUUGUUGUACUGUUUUUUUUUUUUUUUUUUUUUUCCUUCUUUGGGUGGGGGAGGGAGGGGUACUCGUCUGAAGUUCAAGACCUGAUGAAUCGUGUGUGUGUGUAUAUGUAUGUGUGUGUGGAGGCUCUGUACCGGCAGAUGUGAGUUCUACCGCUGGAGGGGAAGGUGUGGGAGGGAAGGAAGGAGUUGUGUGUGUGUGUGUGUGUGUGUGAGAACAGCGUGAAUGUAAAUCCACCAGGGGUGUUUGUCGACAAAAUACACGUGUGAAUAAUAGAUUUACCUAUCUACCAGUGAUUGUUAAGUUACUAUGAUGCACAAUUAUCGGGGGAAAACGAAAGCUUCAGAGAGUGCGUUAACGAGAAGUCAGCAUUAGCGGAAGCCAUGGACCUUAAUUUCUUUUCUUCAUUGUGUAAUUAAUCUGUGUUAAGCCUGUUGUGUGCGCGUGUUUCCCCCCUCCGAUAUGGGUUUUUAUUUCAGAAGUACUAGAAACAUUGGCUUAAGUUGUGUUUUUAAGUUUAGUCGUAAAUAUUUAACAACUUUUAAAGCAUGCAUAGUGAGACAGAACCUUGAGUAUUAGCCAGACUUGACAGUGGUGUGUGCCAGUAUUGAACUGCUCUCUACCAAAUAAUUCAAUCAUACAAAAGACUAGUUUACUUAAUUCCAGAUCUCUUUGCUUAAACUAUAUAUAUAUAUAUAUUAUUUGUAUUUUGUCUUGUUUAACAAAUGUCAUCAAGUGGAACAUCUAAACCAUGUUUGUCAUUUGUUUUUGAGUUGACUUAAUUGGACUAAUUGAACUGAGGAGCCUUGGAUUUUGCACUUUGGUGGAUUAGAGGAAAGGCUGAGCGACUGGAGAGCAAAGCCGAGAUGGAUGGUCAGACAGCGUGGUGGUGUAGGUUGAAUUUUCAGGUGUGUCUGAGUUUUGUGUGUGUGUGUUAUGACUAGAGAAGAUGGUGCUUUGUUGGCCCCAGUGAGGUAGCGAGAGAAGAGGGAGGGGGUUGUCGUCCUCUCCAGGUUUACCUCUCCCUGUUCACUGGGCCGUUCGGUCAGAGCGGCGACAUCGCCACGCCGCCUGAACUGAGCCAGAAUGUAGCUGAAAACGGUUUAAAAGGUAGAAGUGACGGCUGGAGCCUCGAUCUGCCUUCUCUGGCGCCUGAUGAGCCUCAAACCGGGAACCGCCGCACGGGAAAAAUCGAGUAAAGCAACCAUUGCUCACUGUUUAUGUAUUUUAAUCAGUAUUUGACUACUGUUCUGACCACGCCUGGUUGUCAUGGUGAUCAUUGGUGGCUGUUGCCGUGGAGCUGCUCGUGUCUUGAGCUUGACUGAAAUGGGGCGAGGCUUCUUGUUGGCCCGUAGUGACUCAGGCAAGGAGGUGUGACUUGUGAUCGGCUGGUUCUUCCUGGCUUUUCAGGGACACAGGGUUACACUUGCUGCUUUCAUGGCCUAUCCAGGAUCAGCUCUCCCUCUCCAACUCCUAAGCUUAAUUACAGGAGAGGAAACGCAAAACUGACAGGAGGUCUUGGGCAAGUGAACUCUAAAUGGUCUAUAUUCCCUUUCUGCUCUUGAUGAAAUUAUUUAAAACUUUGUUCAUUCUGAGUUUGACAGUGCUUGUCUCCUAGCGCUCACCUGUGCGCAGUUUUGUCCUUCCUCAGUAUCCUUACGUUAACCAAUUAGUGGGACACAAACUGACGUCUGAUCAGCAGCUCAGGAGGCAGCAUUGCUAUGCUGGUAGAGAAGGGACAAGCAACAUCUGUAAAUCGCCUCUCGUUGAUGUUACUGUUUUGCUUCCCAGCUUAAUCUCGCUGUGUGUGUGUGUGUGUGUGUGUGUGUGUGUGUGUGUGUGUGUGUGUGUUCAUGCCAAAUCAAGGGUGAGAGGGAAGGAAAGGCUUGAUACAAUUUUUUUUCUUUUUUUUUUCUUUUUUUUGGUUGAUGUGUAAGUGUGUAUAUUGAAAAAGCUGGACAAUGUUAAAUGCUUGAAGAAAAAAAA